Seriola dumerili (greater amberjack) is the source of this 2010-nucleotide messenger RNA. RefSeq names its product cleavage stimulation factor subunit 2 (gene cstf2). Gene Ontology annotation, molecular function: mRNA binding. The coding region runs from base 6 to 1544 and encodes 512 amino acids. Lineage: Eukaryota; Metazoa; Chordata; Actinopteri; Carangiformes; Carangidae. Gene Ontology annotation, biological process: mRNA 3'-end processing. The transcript has 13 exons. Gene Ontology annotation, cellular component: mRNA cleavage and polyadenylation specificity factor complex. The record is from RefSeq and is a predicted model, not a curated record.
CCAAAAUGGCGAACGUAGCUGCUGCUGCUGCUGCUGCGGCUGCUGCAGCCGCUGCUGCCGCCGCAAAUAGAGAUCCAGCCGUUGACCGUUCCUUACGAUCAGUGUUUGUGGGAAACAUUCCGUAUGAAGCCACAGAAGAACAGCUGAAAGACAUCUUUUCCGAAGUCGGACUUGUUGUCAGCUUCAGGUUAGUAUAUGACAGAGAGACAGGAAAGCCAAAGGGAUAUGGCUUUUGUGAAUAUCAAGACCAGGAGACAGCUCUCAGUGCCAUGCGGAACCUGAACGGGAGAGAGUUCAGCGGUCGGGCUCUCCGUGUUGACAACGCAGCCAGUGAGAAAAACAAGGAAGAGCUUAAAAGUUUGGGAACAGGAGCCCCCAUUAUUGAGUCUCCUUAUGGAGAUAGUGUCCAACCAGAGGAGGCCCCAGAGUCCAUCAGCAGAGCUGUGGCCAGUCUGCCACCAGAGCAGAUGUUUGAACUUAUGAAACAGAUGAAGCUGUGUGUGCAGAACAGUCCCCAGGAGGCAAGGAACAUGCUGCUGCAGAACCCUCAGCUGGCUUAUGCUCUGUUGCAGGCCCAAGUGGUCAUGCGGAUUGUUGACCCCGAGAUCGCCUUGAAAAUGCUCCACCGUCAAACUACAGUCCAGCCCCUGAUUCCCAGCGGACAGGGUGGAGGAGCACCGCCAGUCAAUCCACCUCCUGCACAGCCCAGUGUGCCAGUGUCUCAGCCGCAGCCUGUGCCAGGGAUGCAUGUCAACGGAGCCCCUCAAAUGAUGCAGCCCCCCAACAUGGGUGUUGUCCCUGGACCAAUGCCUGGACCGGGCCCGGGACCAGGACCAGUUGGACCUCCAGGAAACCUUCAGCAUUCUCCCACAGGAUCGUCUGGGCAAGCUGCAAUCGAGCGCCCUCAAGGACCAGGUGGAAUCCCCCCCAGAGGCCUGCUGGGAGAUGGUCCUAAUGAUCCCAGAGGAGGAACUCUGCUGUCUGUCACUGGAGAGGUCAUAGACCCCAACCGGGGCUACAUGGCAGCUCCACCGCCCCACCAAGCCCCACCUGUACACAUGGGUCAAAUGGCAAGUGGACCCCCUCCAGAUAUGAGAGGACCUCCAAUGGACAUGAGAGGCCCACCCAUGGGUGAACCACGAAACAUGAUGGGUGACCCCAGAGGGCCCCCGAUGAUGGAGCCACGGGGGCCUCCGAUGGAAACCAGAGGUCGUGACCCGAGGGCGAUGGACGCUCGUGGGCCAGUGACGGCACAGAGGGUUCCCAUGGCAGGAGCGAUGCAAGGGCCAGUUCCUCAUAGCAUGGGUCCAAACGCUCCUCCGCCUGCAAGACCGGGUCCUGGUCUUUCUGGUGCUCCACCAUCAGGAGGCGGCUUCAGUCCAGGGCAGAGCCAGGUCUCCACACAGGACCAGGAGAAGGCUGCCCUGAUCAUGCAAGUCCUGCAGCUGACCCCAGAACAGAUCGCCAUGUUGCCCCCGGAGCAGCGGCAGAGCAUCCUCAUCCUCAAAGAGCAGAUUCAGAAGACUGCAGGAGGGGCGCCAUGACGGUCCCGACUGAGAAAAGGGACAGAGGUGGAGAUUCUUUUUUUCUUCUAUCAAGUCACUCAAAUUUCUAUCCUUAAAGGAAAAUUCAGUUAUAAGGAAACAUUCUUGCUUUGUCGUUUUUGUUUUCCCUCCUCGUUUAUACAUUUUUCUUUUUGUCACGAAACAUUUUUGUUUCAGGACUCCACCACACCCCAUCACCUUCAGCUUCAACAUGUCUGAAGACACCUCAUCUUAGUUUGGAAAAUUGUAUAGUUUUUUUUUUUAAAUCGUAUUGUCUGUUUUCGGUAUGAAAGAGUAAAGUGGCUUGCGGAUUCAAAAACAAGCAACACUUUUGAAAGGAUGAUGAUGGCGGUGAAUGCUGAACAGAGCUGAAAUGUCAUGAGGUUUCAUUCUUUUCCUCCAGAGCCAACUGUUUUCAUGUUAUUGCUCUGAUUGUCUGGAUAUUGUUUUGUCAAUAAAAAUGGGA